CAAACUUAUCCGGCCUACCCAAGAAAAACCCUUCAACCCCAUUUACUCCUCCUCCUCUACUCUUCCCCCCCCUCCUCCACCACCUCCAGCUCCACCACCAACCGCUACUCCUAUAAUUCUACAACACGGCCCAAAAUCGCCACAUUUCUUAUCGAUCAAGAAAAAUGAAGCUACGCGAUCUAUAGCGAAUGUUAGGCUUCAAGCACCGAGUACAAAGACAACAAUGAGUUCUACAUCUUCCAGUGGCUCGCCGAGCCGUCCCUCAGGUGGAAAGCACCCAAUGUACCGUGGAAUAAGGAGCCGGAGCGGCAAAUGGGUAUCGGAGAUUCGCGAACCACGUAAAACUACACGUAUUUGGCUAGGGACUUACCCUACACCGGAGAUGGCGGCCGCGGCCUAUGACGUGGCUGCAAUUGCCUUGAAAGGUAGUGAUAUUGUACUAAACUUUCCUGAUCGUGUUAGUUCCUACCCAGCCCCAGCCUCACCUUCUCCGUCUGAUAUACGCAGCGCGGCUGCGGGUGCUGCUGAGAUGAUGAAGGAGAAAACUGCAGGUCGUGGAGAUGAUGGUGAUGAUGAUGGAAAUGAUCAUCAAGAAUUAGCAUUUGAUCAAGAUAGAGGCUUGGCUGGAGAAGAUGAAUUCAUUGACGUAGAGGCACUGAUUGAUAUGCCUAAUUUGCUUGUGGACAUGGCCGAGGGAAUGCUAGUGAGCCCACCAAGAAUACACUCUCCGCCAUCUAGCGAUUCGCCUGAACAUUCUGAUGUUGAUAGCCUAUGGAGCUAUUUUUGA
Messenger RNA from Coffea eugenioides, 787 nucleotides. Its product is annotated as ethylene-responsive transcription factor ERF026. The coding region runs from base 224 to 787 and encodes 187 amino acids. The transcript has 2 exons. The record is from RefSeq and is a predicted model, not a curated record. Gene Ontology annotation, molecular function: DNA binding; DNA-binding transcription factor activity. Lineage: Eukaryota; Viridiplantae; Streptophyta; Magnoliopsida; Gentianales; Rubiaceae. Gene Ontology annotation, biological process: regulation of DNA-templated transcription.